AUGGAUAUUGUAGCAAGGAAGAAGAAGUUCGCAGAAGUUCUUGAAGAUUGGGAACUUGAAUAUGGACCUCACAGGUUCAAAUAUAAAGAUCUUUACAUCGCAACUAAAGGUUUUUAUGACAAGAAGCUUCUUGGUAUAGGUGGUUUUGGUAAAGUCUAUAAAGGUGUAUUACCCACUUUGAAAGUAGAAGUUGCAGUGAAGAGAGUAUCACAUGAUUCAACACAAGGGGUGAAGGAAUUCAUUGCUGAGAUCAUCAGCAUCGGUAAAUUGCAGCAUCGAAACGUAGUAACACUCUUGGGUUAUUGCCGAAGUAAAGGAGAGCUCCUUCUACUCUAUGAUUUCAUGCCAAAUGGGAGUUUAGACAAGUUCCUCUUUGAUCAUCAAUCCACAACAAACAAGACAACAUUGAGUUGGAAUCAAAGAUUUCAAAUAAUUAAAAAUAUGGCAUCUGCAUUACUAUAUCUUCAUGAAGAAUGGGAACAAGUUGUGGUUCAUAGAGACAUCAAGUCCAGUAAUGUCAUGUUAGAUGGGGAGCUGAACGGAAGAUUGGGAGAUUUUGGACUCGCAAAAUUAUAUGAUCAUGGAGGGGAUCCCAAAACCACCCAUGUGGUGGGGACCUUCGGUUAUCUUGCACCAGAAUUUGCAAGAACUGGCAAAGCAAAUCCUAGUGUGGAUGUGUUCGCAUUUGGGGUCCUUUUGCUGGAGGUUGCUUGUGGUAGAAGGCCUAUAGAGGCACAAGCAUCAGAAGAGUGUCUUGAAUUGGUGGAAUGGGUGAUCUCAAGUUGGAACAGGGGCGUAAUUCUUGAAACUGUGGAUCCCAAAUUGGGGUCGAAAUAUGAAGUGGAAGAAAUGGAAUUAGUGUUAAAACUUGGAUUGCUUUGCUCUCAAUCUGAUGCCACUGCAAGGCCAAGCAUGCGAGAAGUUAUCCGAUAUUUGAAGGGAGAGUUUCCACCACCAGAGCUGCCACCUCUGGUUUCAGAAAAUACAGAUGAAGUCUCUUUUUGGUGUCCUUAUCUUUCGGGUGGAAAGAGUCAGCCACCAUCGAUUACAGAAUCGCUGCUCUCAGGAGGACGUUGACUCUACCUGGUUAUAAUUUUAAUUUCAACCCAAUUAUUCGUUCUUUAUCUUCCAGGUGAAAAACUUAUAUAAAGCCAAAGGGUUUUCUGGGUUUGCAUAGAGGUUUGGAUGUGAGCUUUCUCUCUUUAAUAACGUUGUCUUUGAUGUUUCAGUUCUCUACUACAGUAAAGUUCAAUCAAUUAAGUCAAUUUCUACUUGUGGGCCAUAUUUUAAUAAGAAAUCAUAUGAUCACGAUAUUAUUUUAUAGAACAAAGAACGUUGCCCGGU
Messenger RNA from Macadamia integrifolia, 1344 nucleotides. Its product is annotated as L-type lectin-domain containing receptor kinase IV.1-like. Lineage: Eukaryota; Viridiplantae; Streptophyta; Magnoliopsida; Proteales; Proteaceae. Gene Ontology annotation, cellular component: plasma membrane. Gene Ontology annotation, biological process: protein phosphorylation. The transcript has a single exon. The coding region runs from base 1 to 1077 and encodes 358 amino acids. Gene Ontology annotation, molecular function: protein kinase activity; ATP binding. The record is from RefSeq and is a predicted model, not a curated record.